AUGCCUGCUGAGUCCAUACUUCUACUGAAGUUUCUUUCAUCUGCACCCACGUUGAUUGCAGACCAAUCUGCCCGUGAUUCUGUGCUGUCAAAAGUACUGCGUUAUCUUGAAUUGGGAUGGCCUGACUCAAUUGAUGAUGACCUGCGCCCCUACCAUAACCGCAGAAAUGAAUUAAGUCUGGAACAGGGAUGUGUCAACAGAAUUGUCAUCCCAAGUAAUCUUCAACCUGAAGUCCUUGAAAUGCUCCACGAAGGGCAUGUUGGUAUUGUAAAGACAAAGUCCUUUGCAAGACGAUACGUCUAUUGGCCAGGCAUAGACAAAGAUAUUGAACAAGCUGUUCGGGUUUGCAACACGUGGCCUUUACCAGGUAACAAGAUGGUCCUCGUGAUCAUUGAUGCACACUCAAAGUGGAUCGAUGCAUUUGUCACUGGAACUGCCACCUCAUCUGCUACAAUUGAAAAAUUAAGAGCUUCAUUUUCUACUCAUGGUCUUCCUGACACAGUAGUCUCCGAUAAUGGCACAUGCUUUACUAGCAAGGAGUUCAAGGACUUCAUGGAACAGAAUGGAGUUCGACACAUAACAGUAGCUCCCUACCGUCCAUCUUCGAAUGGCAUUGCUGAAAAAGCUGUCAACAUAGUAAAGGAUGGACUUAAGCACUCUGAUGGAACUCUAGAAAGCAAGUUGCUGCGAGUAUUGUUUAAAUACCGCGCUACACCUCACACAACUACUAGGGAAACACCUUCAAAGCUUUCUUUCCAAAGCGGUCUGUGUUAG
Molecule: messenger RNA, 774 nt
Organism: Exaiptasia diaphana
Lineage: Eukaryota; Metazoa; Cnidaria; Anthozoa; Actiniaria; Aiptasiidae
Exons: 2
Coding region: 1-774 (257 amino acids)
Biological process (GO): DNA integration
Molecular function (GO): nucleic acid binding
Source: RefSeq, a predicted model, not a curated record